Megachile rotundata (alfalfa leafcutting bee) is the source of this 2832-nucleotide messenger RNA. Its product is annotated as T-cell immunomodulatory protein-like. Gene Ontology annotation, cellular component: plasma membrane. The record is from RefSeq and is a predicted model, not a curated record. NCBI's taxonomy places the organism in Eukaryota, Metazoa, Arthropoda, Insecta, Hymenoptera, Megachilidae.
CCGCCGACCUUCGUGCAGUGUGUACCGUGUGUACGUGGAACGUCAGUUUUCGAGUGUACGGUUUAUUUCCAUCGCUCUCUCAGUUACCGGUGGUCAUUUUCCUUCUAGAAGGAACGGUACGAUCAGUCGGUUUGCGAACGCGAUAUCGGCGUCAUCGAGAUCUCGCGAGAAGCGUCGGUUGAAACGUAUUCGAACAGGAUUUUCUCGAAAUCCGUGAUCGCGUGUGUUGGCAAAGUUCGUGUUUAAAACUCGAAGAGGAAGAAAAUGACUUUCGCGGAAGGUGACUGAACGGUUAAGCGGUUGGUUUAUCGGUUGACGCGAGAAAGACGCGCGACGAGUGGUAUUUGAAAUCCCGAGUAAACACGCAGACUCCGAAGCGAGACGAAGAGUUUCUGUUUGACGACAAAUAUCGUGGCGGAUCGGUCUUGCCCGUUCGUGCUCGAACGGGAGUCUUCGUGUUCCCCUUUGAACGUUAAUAGUGCCGACCGGGAAAGAUCGUUUUUCUUUCGUGGAAAAAGCUGCCGCGAACCGUGGGGACGUAACCUUCUCUCGAGGAGCCGGUCAUGGCGGUUCUCUCGUUCGAAAAGCACGGACCGUGAAGCGUUCUCGUGGGACCGCUGAUAAACUCGAACUCGAACGAUCAAAAUGACACCGACGGAGCUGAUCGUUUUGUCGAUCCUGACCACGGUCUGUGCCAACGAACUCAAGGACUACUGUUCGAUGCACAAGUUCGACAAUUUACCGGGUGGCCUGAGGUUCACGAAGGAAGUGGUGACAACGGAAUAUGGAAACAUCGGCGCGUUCAAAGCGUUGCAUUGCUGCUUGCGAGGAUACAGGAGCAUCGAAUGGUACAAGGAUAACAGGCCUUAUCCUUGGCCAGGUGGCGACAGUCACUUCAUCCUGUAUCCAGAAAGCGCGAACCAGACGAUUUACGCGCAGAAGGUGAGAGCGUCGGAUGCUGGACGAUAUUCCUGUCGAGCGAGGAACGACACGACCAUCCUCGAAGGAGAUAUCACUCUUGCUGUUCUCGGAGAGAAGUCCGGCGGAUAUACGGGUAAACCACUGCCGACGUACAAGCCAACCUCGCAAUUGGUUCCCUUGGGAGGUGCAGCGAGAUUGUUUUGCGAAGCUUACCUGGGAAAAGUCGAGCUUCCGGACGCGAAAAAUUCGGUCACCUGGUCGAAAAGCGACAGCAACGUGACGUUACCGAGUCAAGGGAGGAUCGCUCAGCACAGGGUAUCUAGGGAAAACAAUCAGAUCAUCGGUUCUUACCUGGAAAUCGAAGACAUAACCCUGGAGGAUUACGGGGAGUACAAGUGCGAAGUAAGCAACGGCGUGGACGAGGAGAUCACGUUGGCCGCUCACGUUUAUCGACAAGAGCCACAGUUCGCGUUAGGACUUCAGAAUGGAUCUUGGAGGAAAUCGUUCCUGGUCGGCGUACUGGUGCUGGUUCUGCUGAUCUCAGCCGGUGCCAUUUACGCUCGGUGCUGGCUGCCGUUGGUUCUGCUUUGUCGUGACAAAUUCGCCCCUCUCGAGGAGAAUGACGGCAAGGAAUGCGACGCUUUGGUGUGCUACCACGAGAAGGAUUCCAAUCUGGUCAUCGGUAUAGUGAUACCGACCCUAGAAUCGAGGCAUCGUUACAAGUGCACGUCGCUGGAGCUCUCUCAGCUGAAUCAAAACUGGGGAUUGGAGAUCGGACCGCACGUCGCAGCGAGCCGAAGGGUCAUCGUCGUCCUCAGCCCCGACUCGUUAGGCAACGCCUGGAACGAGAGCACUGUAGGUGCCGUCCUCAAACAACUGUCCUUCUCCGUGCGAACGAUAGUCAUCGUCACGAAGAAACUACCUAACGCGACCACGAUCGCGAAGAGAUCGACUCGGGGCUGCGAGGAGCCCUCACUCGACCGCCUCACCAUUUUGAAAUGGAACGAAAACGUUCCCGCGUCCGGCGGGAAGAAGUUCUGGUACAAACUUCGAUUGGCGAUGCCGCCCGUUCGGCCAAUCAGCUCCGAAAACUGCCAGUCCGUCGCCAUGAUCGUGCAGGCGAACGGGAAAUGCGGACAACAGAAGGCUCGGUCGCGGGAGAGCCUCGAGGUCCUCGUUUAAUUCGAAAACCAACGGGAAAGUCCUGUGGGAAGUUUGAAUUUUCGCGCGCAAAUUGACCGCUGCUUGAAACAGUUACGGCGUUUUAUAAACGCAUGCGAUGACUGCCACAUCACUCGCAUAUGAGUGACACUUAAAUUGAUACUUAAGUUAUUGAUAGAACUUGUGUAUUUGUUAAAAAUGCACUUUCCCAAUGAAAAAUUCUCGCGUUAAUAAAUCUGUGAAAAUAAAUUAAUUAUAUAGAUCUGUAGAAAAUAAAUGUAAUAAUAUAUUGUGAAAGUAUUUGGAAACAUUUAUACAAGAUGUAAUUGAAAAUUAGGGUGGCAGUCAGCGUGAUAAGGUUUAAAUAUUCCCGCGCUCUGUGAGUAGUUCGAUAGUCGAGCGCGGUUCGAGAACCGCAAGUGUCAUGGCCGCCGACGCGCGUUAUCGUUCGAAGUUCGUUCGAACCGGCGUUUCGCGUUUACUCGUAUGCAUUUUAACCGCGAAACGUAAUUUUAUACGAUAAUUGGUGUUUAUUUGUGUCUCGGUGGCCGAGUUUGAAAGAAUCUCGCAUCGAAACGGAAGAGAAUUCGAACGAAGCAUCAUAACCUCGACAGAUAUGUAAAUCUCCGAGGUUCUCGAUGGCGCAAACACUAAGUAGAGGGCGGUGAUGCGGUGGUUAUGAAUCAGCUGUCAAAACAGAAAUGACCGAAAAAGAAGUUGGUUAAGUUGCGCACGAGUUACUUUUACAAC